Messenger RNA from Spirodela intermedia, 3466 nucleotides. The record is from the annotation of a GenBank genome assembly. NCBI's taxonomy places the organism in Eukaryota, Viridiplantae, Streptophyta, Magnoliopsida, Alismatales, Araceae.
AUGGGCCGCCCCUUCCCAGAGGAUGCGCUCUUCCUCGGAUUCGACAGUUCGACGCAGUGAGUUUUCCUUUUCGAUGUGAUUUCCCGCCCGAAAUCCCCUCUAGCAUCUUGUCUGAUGGCGCCCGGGGUUAGUUUUGGGCCCCUCUGAUCCAUUUCAGCGAUUGCGAACCAGCGAAGCAGGGACUUGGAUGAUUCCCAGUGAGACCUGGAAUCGUCGAUCGUUGCUCCCCUCUGGCGGCACUCUUGCCUUCUCUUCCCCGUUUUUUUUUUUCCUUUCCGUGAAGAGGGCUCAGAAUCUCCGACAGGAACGAGAUCAUACCCUUGUCACUAGGAUGCUGAUCCGUAUCCAUUGUAUUUUUCUUCCGGCAUUCACCCACCCUUCCAAUCCACUGCCAAGUAGGAGGAUGGCGCCGCAGCCGAUAAUUCUCAUCUGUUCAUCUCAAGAUCCUCUCCCCACCCAACCGAGAUAACAAAUGUAGGUCUCCUCAGACGCCGCAAUUGCCUCUCUGCAGGUCCCUGAAGGCGACUGCGCUGGAUUCCAGGCUCGCGAUCGUCGCCUCGGAGAUUGUCCACUUCGCCUCAGAUCUGCCCCACUACAAGACCAGCGAUGGGGUCUACAGGGACCCCUCGGGCGGCGGCAGGAUCGUCUCCCCGACGUUGAUGUGGGUCGAAGCUCUGGAGCUCCUCCUAGAGAAGCUGAGGAGAGAGAACUUCGAAUUCUCGAGAGUGGUGGCCGUCUCCGGCAGCGGGCAGCAGCACGGCAGCGUCUACUGGAAGAAGGCCAGCUCCGCCAGCUUGGCCUCCCUCGAUCCCCAAAGCGGGCUACUACUGCAGCUCUCUGAAGCAUUCUCCACGAAGGAGUCCCCCAUAUGGAUGGACAGCAGCACCACCUCCCAGUGCAGGGAGAUAGAGAAGGCCGUUGGCGGCGCCCUGGAGGUGUCGACACUCACAGGCUCUCGUGCCUACGAGAGAUUCACCGGCCCGCAGAUCAGGAAGAUCUUCGAGACCCAGCAGGAUGUGUACGAUGACACUGAGAGGAUCUCCCUGGUGAGCUCCUUCAUGGCCUCGCUUCUCAUCGGCGGCUACGCUCCAAUCGACGAGACCGACGGAGCCGGGAUGAACUUGAUGGAUCUCAAAGAACGCGCCUGGUCAAAGAUCGCCCUCGAGGUAAAUCCAACCCCUCCCCCAUCCUCUCCCUGAAGGAGUUCUGGCUACUUCGAAUUCCUUCUUUGGCCGCCGCGAUUGUGUUGAUUCCUCCUGGUCAGGCCACCGCCCCGGGAUUGGAGGAGAAGCUUGGGAAGCUGGCCCCUGCCCACGCCGUCGCCGGAGUUAUUUCUCCGUAUUUUGCUGAGAGGUGGGCGUUUGAUCCUCCCCGUCGCUGCUCCCUCGGAGCUCUGCUUGGAUUCAUUUCAUUUAUUUGUUCGCAUUCAGCUCUAUAUCUUUCAUUUCCUCUGUAUCUGCGUUGAAAUGUUCUCUAGCCUGCUCCGGCCUGGCAAUGGAAUUACUGCUUGAAGACCUAAAAAUCGCCUUUUUUUUCUCUUCUCGUUUUGCUUCGACGACUUUUUAUGGUUGACUUUAUUUCUUUUAUUUUAAAAUUUUGUAUGCCUUUUGUUAUCUUAGCAGAUUCAGAAUCAGAUUUUUCUGCAUCUUUUGGUCUCGUCUAUGCGCUCGAAUCAAUGCCCGAUUUCUUUUACAGAUUUUUUUUAAAUAUUCAUCUUCUUUUUAUUUUUUAUCACUUGUUAUCUGUAAAUAUGAAAAACCCAUAAUUUCCAGUAUUUAUUUGGUUUCCUCAAUUAGAACAAAUAUAUUCCCUUUUAUAGUUGACCGGGUCUAUUUUUUGUCUUUUAUUUAAUAACUUAUUGCCCACAAAGGAUAGAAAAUCAUGGGUCUUUCUCUUCUUUACGUUCUCGUUCAUGUGUUUGAUUUCUAUAUUUAAUAUUUAAUAUUUAUUUAAUGAGUUCCGCUUCGAUGCAACCAGAUUCCACUUCAAGAAAAGCUGCCUGGUUAUUCAGUGGUCUGGGGACAAUCCGAAUAGCCUGGCUGGUAGCUUCAUCCUUUUCUAUUGGAAUUUGGUCAUUUUAUGAUAAUUUAUUAAUACCUCGAAAAAUAAAAAUAUUAUUUUUUAGCAUAUUAAUGACUUUAUGUCUUGCUGACGUUUGCAGGAUUAACCUUGAAUUCACCCGGUGACCUUGCGAUCAGCCUCGGCACGAGCGACACAGUAAUCCAUCGGGGAUUCAACUUUUUUAAUUUUAUUUUCAGAAAACAUUUUUCUAUUUACUUAAAUCUAUUCGCCCACGUAGAUAUUUGGGAUCACCGACCAUCCCCAGCCCCGCCUCGAGGGCCACGUCUUCCCGAACCCCGUUGACUCUUCUGGCUACAUGGUGAUGCUUUGCUACAAGAACGGGUCUCUGACCAGAGAAGGUACGACCCCCACACCAUUGACCGCAUCCUGCUCCGAUUUUAGUAAAAUGGUGUCGAUCUGGCGGCAGAUAUUCGCAACCAGUUCGCAGGGGGCUCUUGGGACGUGUUCAGCGAGUACCUGGAGGAGACGCCCGCCCUAAACGGUUGACUUCCGUUGACUUCUGCUUGGACUGAUCUGCUUUCCGGUUGAGGGGUUGUCCGUUUGACUUUGGAUCGUAUCUCUGGGUAGGCGGAAAGCUGGGAUUCUACUACAAAGAGCACGAGAUCCUGCCUCCGCUUCCAGGUAGGCGUUGACCCAUUCCGAAUCAGUUCUUCACCUCUCUCUCUCUUUCUCUCUCCCGCGUAAUUUCAACCGCCCUUUCUUUUGUCUGGUGUUAUGCAGUCGGGUACCACCGAUACACAGUGGACGUCGACUCGGCGACCGAGCGGGAGGUGGACCGAUUCGACGCGCCGUCGGAGGUAAGCCGCCGGCUCCCUUCCCCUCCGCCGACGGAGAUUUGUGGGCGUUUUCUGAGGUGCUGGUGGUGGUGGUGUUGGAGGUGCGGGCCAUCGUCGAGGGCCAGCUCCUCUCCAUUCGGGCGCACUCGGAGAGGUUCGGCUUGCCGGUGCCGCCCCGGCGCAUCGUGGCCACCGGUGGGGCGUCGGCAAACCGGAGCAUACUCCGGGUUAUGGCGGCGGUUUUCGGCUGCGCCGUCUACACGGUGCAGAGGCCUGGUAAGCGGCAGCGCUGUAGCUGUAGCUGUGGCCGACUGUUCCUCUCUGGCUAGGGCGGGGCGGUUCGUGAUGACGAUUUCGGUGGGACGCUCGCAGAUUCGGCGUCGCUCGGCGCUGCCUUGCGUGCGGCGCACGGCUGGCUGUGCGAGGAGGAAGGCAGGUUCGUGCCCAUCUCGCGCGUGUACGAAGGAGGUGGGCCGGAGGGGACGGCGCUCUCCCCGAAGCUGGCCGUGCCGGCCGGCGAGGAUGGCGCCUUCGGGGCCUACGGGGAGCUGAUGAGGAGGAGAAUGGAGAUAGAGAGGCGGCUAGUCGAGAAGCUCGGCCGGCAGUGA